UGGCUCAAAAUGGCGGCUCCCUGCAGUAGCAUCUGACAGGCGAUGACUUAGGUCACAGUUACAGCUCAAGUCUUUUAAACUUAAUAAGAAGUAGAGCCAUGUUCCCAGAAACGGCUCAGUGCUUAAAAGCUGCGUCCUCGCUGUUUUCUCAAACCGUUUAUCUGAAGGAACUGAGGCGGUUGUCCGCACAUGGAGGAGCCCGGAGGCAUUUCGGUGUGAGCCGCUGUCUCACAGCCAAGGUUCCUCCAGCGCCGAAACCCAGGCAGAAAGUGGAGAUCCCCGGACUGGAGAUGGUCACCUACGGGGAAAGGAUGCACUAUGUGCCGGGGCUGUCUAAGCCCAUCUACCCGGGCUGGGAGAGGGACUACAAGGACCCGAGAUACUACAGGUCUCCCCCGGUUCAGGACAUGCCGCUGUACAAAGAGAAACCGUGUUAUGUGUUCAGCCAGAGGACCAGCAUGUUGGAAGGUGUGCGUCAGGCUCUGUGGUUGACCAAAACAAAGCUGAUCUCUGGUCUGCCCCCUCAGCUCGUCUCAUUGGCUGAGGAUCCUGCCAAUCAGAUACCAGAUCAGGAUGAGCGCGUGCAGAAUGCCAUCAAACAUGCGCGCUUCUGGGACACGACAGUGGAGCGCCCAGGCAAAGAGAAAUACAGCAACACUCUGCUCAUCAACCUGAUGCAUCUGUGUGCGACUCUGCAGUCCGUUCACCCUGCGAUAGGAAGGAGGAUCCUCGCUGAGAAGUACUUAUUGGCAGCUACAUGGAAAAGAGGUGAGGACCUGUUCCAGAUUAGGGGUCAGAACAGAUUAUUGCACAACUGCAUGGAUCCUCUCCCUGAGGUUUCUGGGAAACAGGAAGUGGCCGACACGGCAGAUCAUGUUCUGGAGACCUUCUAUCCCGUCUCCCCCACCAUAGACCUGCAGAAAAUACACAUGUACGAGGAGGAGGUGAACUGCUCAGGUUUCAGGGAUGACUACCCUUAUCCUCAUGCCCACACACUUUACUUCCUGGAGGCAGCUGAUGCUCGCUGUAAGCUCCGCAUAGACCAGUUCAGAGCCAACAUGCUCAUGUUCACCUUUGGAAACGCUCUGGCCCGCGCUCACAAACUGUAUGGGACCCAGCCCCAGUGUGUAUUAGAUCGCCCUAUAACAGUCCAGGCUGUGGGGACCAACGGCAGAAUGUUCCAGUUCAUGGUUUUCCAGCUCAACACUACAGAUCUCUCAGGAGACAACGGUGUCAAGAACCAGGUGUGGCUGGAUGAAGAUGUUGAGCUCUAUGAAUUUGCAAAAGUGCAACCACUGAUCAAGAAGAAACAAGUGAAGGUACCAGCUGGUCUGGCAGGAUACAAGCCUGACGCAUUCAGCAAGUUCCUGGCCCUGUACCUGCAUGGAGCUGUGUAGGAACUGCUUCAGUGUGUGUGUGUGUGUGUGUGUGUGUGUGUGUGUGUGUGUGUGUGUGUGUGUGUGUGUGUGUG
This is a messenger RNA of Seriola dumerili (greater amberjack), 1471 nucleotides long. RefSeq names its product mitochondrial ribosomal protein L37 (gene mrpl37). The coding region runs from base 99 to 1397 and encodes 432 amino acids. The transcript is spliced from 8 exons. NCBI's taxonomy places the organism in Eukaryota, Metazoa, Chordata, Actinopteri, Carangiformes, Carangidae. The record is from RefSeq and is a predicted model, not a curated record. Gene Ontology annotation, biological process: translation. Gene Ontology annotation, cellular component: ribosome; mitochondrion. Gene Ontology annotation, molecular function: structural constituent of ribosome.